GGGAACGGAAGACGCAGUCCCGGCACCCAUUUUUUAGACAAGGGGUGUGAUCCUCGGCUUCCUCGUUUAUCGAGCGCCUCCCGAGGCCGGGCCCUAGGAUGCAGCCCGGCAAUGAUCUGCUUAGUCUCUCCCUGAUGUGUCAGCUGACGAUACAUCAUCCUGAUAAGGCCGCGACUCAUCAAAGUUGUGACAGAGGAGCUCGUAGAAUAGGGAGCUAGUCCUGGGUUCUGGGCGCGCUGGUAAAUGGGCUCUUACCGGCGAGUUGAAGGGAGGGAGGAUUGCAUCAGGGGAACUGCCUGUCCUAGAGGGCGCGUGGGGGCGGGAUCUUGGUGAAUUGAAGCUGAGAAGUCAAGUGCGGCGGUGGCGGAAUGAGCGCGAUCAGGGGAGGGGUGCGCUAGGAAGCCGAAGAGGGAGGAAGGGUUCAGAUUAUAGAGUUUGGAACGCCCGUGGGUGGAGGUUGGAUGAUAGGAGGGCAGGAAUGGUGAGGCGACCACUUCUAGGAGGUCACAGAUGUAGAUGAGAGAUGGUGGCCUACGGUGGUGGCAGUGGGUAUAGGAGAGAAUUGGAGCUGUCGAGUUGAUAAUUAAAAAUUGACAAGACUUUUGGAUUAGAUAUGGGAUUUGAGUGAGAGGGUGACCCUUCUGUUAUUUAAAGAUGUAGAAAAUGCUGGAGACUUGAGGAAAAAGGCCAUGGAAGGUGCCAUUGACGGCUCAUUAAUAAAUCCUACAGUGAUUGUCGAUCCAUUUCAGAUACUUGUGGCAGCAAACAAAGCAGUUCACCUCUACAAACUGGGAAAAAUGAAGACAAGAACUCUAUCUACUGAAAUUAUUUUCAAUCUUUCCCCAAAUAACAAUAUUUCAGAGGCCUUGAAAAAAUUUGGUAUCUCAGCAAAUGACACUUCAGUUCUGAUUGCUUAUAUUGAAGAGGGAGAAAAACAAAUAAAUCAAGAAUACCUAAUAUCUCAGGUAGAAGGCCAUCAAGUUUCUCUCAGAAAUCUCCCUGAAAUAACAAAUAUUACGGAAGUCAAAAAGAUAUAUAAACUAUCUACGCAAGAAGAAAGCAUUGGGACAUUAUUGGAUGGUAUCAUUUGUAGGAUGUCAACAAAAGAUGUUUUGUGAAAUGACAGAAAUAUUAAAAAUUUUCAGCAAUUAUAAAAGCCAUUCAUUAUUUUUUCCGGAUUAUAAAAUCUAUUAUGUUUGUUGUAGAAAAAUUUAAAGCACGGAAUGGUAACAAAGGAAAAAAAAUAAAACCAUUCCUGAUCCUAUCUCUUAAUAUUUUAAAAGAUAACCGUGGUUACUGUUAUUUGUUACUGCCUUCUAGUCUUCUGUUUCUGUUCAAAUAUAUUUUAUUUUUAUGUAAGUGGAAUAAUUGCUAACAUUUAUCGGGUGUCUACAAUGUACUGAGUUCUUGUUUUCAUGACUUUAUAUCCCUCAGCUCAUAUUCCUGCACUUCCUUCUGGCUACUCCAGCAUUGCUGUUCCAAGCCUCCUGGUUCCAAGUUUUUACAUGCAAGAAUUCAUUUAAUUAUCACAGCAUCAUAUGAGGUAGAUACUGUUAAUACUCUCAUUUUACACAAAGGCAACUAAAAGGUUGUAGAAGCAAUAACUUGCCCGAGGUUUUACAGCUAAAAGUCAUGUUUUAUAAAUCCUUUGGUUUUUUUUUUUGUUUUUUUGUUUUUCUAUUUUGUCUUAAAAUAUGAUUGUGUCAGUCAAGAUAGAGUAGGUUAGGGGUCAGCAAACUUUUCUGUUAAGGACAAGGUAGUACGUAUUUUCAGUUCUACAGGCCAUAUGGUGUCUGUUGCACCUACUCAGCUCUUGCUGUUGUAGUGCUGAAGCAUCCACAGACAGUAUAUAAAUGAUACACACAGCUGUAUCCCAGUAAAACUUUAUUUACAAAAAUAAGUGAUGGGCAAGAUUUGACCAGAGGGCAGUAGUUUCUGGACUCCUAGGUUAGAUUAGGCUGUAAUUUAGGGUCCCUAAAGCUCAUUGGUUUCAUACGACAAAAGAUUGUCUUGCUCACUCCACAUAGCCACUGUGAAUCAGUAGGAAGACUCAUUGCAGUGACUCAGGAAUCCAGUCAGCCAAAGGCUUUAUGUCAGCAUGUGCUCUGUGGGUCACUGCACAGCUGGAAGUUAUGCUGUGAGUUACAUGGUGGCUCUUAAAGCUCCCAUGUGGAAGUGACAGAUAUCGCUUAUCUCAUGUUUCACUGUCCAGUCACAUGGCCAUGCCAACAUCAAAAGGGGUGGGGGAGUGCGAUCCUGCACCAUGAUAGAGAAUGGAGAGGUAGAAAUCCUUAGGGGACAAACACAUAUUUCCAUUGUGGUCAUAAAUAAUAAGGUACCAAAGCACAUCGUUAGCGUUUCUUGCAUGUGCUGCGCUAAGCUCUUUAUAUGCACUGCCUCAUAUAGUCCUCUCUACAACCCUAAGAGAUUUUACCACCUUCAAGGAAGCAAAUUUAGUCUCUGAACUCUAUUUCAAAAGGUUUCAAACCUACAGAACAACUGAAAAUAAUACAAUGAACAUCCAUGUGACUUUCAUGUGAUUUCACUAUUUGUUAACAUUUUGCUACAUUUGUUUGCUUUUCUGAAAUAUUUGAAAGUAAAUUGCAGACCUUAUGGCACUUCACCCUACAUUGUGUUUAGU
Delphinapterus leucas (beluga whale) is the source of this 2641-nucleotide messenger RNA. RefSeq names its product TP53RK binding protein (gene TPRKB). The record is from RefSeq and is a predicted model, not a curated record. Gene Ontology annotation, cellular component: EKC/KEOPS complex; cytosol; nucleus. Gene Ontology annotation, biological process: tRNA threonylcarbamoyladenosine modification. NCBI's taxonomy places the organism in Eukaryota, Metazoa, Chordata, Mammalia, Artiodactyla, Monodontidae.